AUGUUUGAGCAUAAAGGUGGAUAGUUGUAAUCCAAAGAAGUGUCAUUCUAUUAUGAAUUGCUUCCCCAUAUUAAUAUACAACAAAAAACGUGUUGGGCAAUUGCCAUCAACUAAGAGGAUAAAUUGUUACUCUCUGGAGCUGAAUCCAAUAUUAAUAUUAUGUAGCUCAAAGAGGGAGCAGUAAAAAAGAUUCAAACUAUUUAAAAACAUAAAUCCUGGAUAACUACUCUCAAUUUCUUUAAGUAAAUGUCUUUAAUUAUCUCUGGAUCGUCUAGUCUUAAAAUAUGGUCUUCAAAUCUAUCAUCAAAUCCUAAAUUUCUUUUGAAAUUGUUGGAGCAUUCCUCAAAUAUUUAGUGCUUAGCACUUCGUAAUAUUAAACCUUUGGUUAUAAUUAGCGGUUCAAAAGACUUUAAUAUAAAGUUUUGGUGCUAAAAAGAUGAUUAAUGGAUUUGUUAAUAAACAAUAAGAGAGCACUCAAACAUUGUCUCUGGAUUAUCUUUAAAUCAAGAAGGAAAUUCUUUAAUUUCUUGUGGAGAUGAUAAUCAAAUACUAGUAAUAAAAUGUUUAGAUGAUCAGAGUUGGAAUGUCGUAUAAAAAAUAAAAUGUCAUGGAGUCAGAUUGUCUUUCAUAUCUAAUGAGACCUUUGCUUUUUAACCAUGGUAGUCAGAUAAAAUAGAACUUUAUACAUAUGAACAGUAAACAGGCAAUUAUCAGAAAAGUAAGGAACUUGCAAUUUCAGGUUGUACAUAAUUCUGCACACAUUUAUUUCCAUGCAGCUUUAUACCCUCAAAGCACAUCUUGCUCUCAAAAAAUAGUUAUAAUUUGAAUUUAAUCAGAUUAAAUACUACUUCUUCAAUUCCUGAUGGCAAAUUAGUUUAGGUAAUUGAAUUCAAAUAACUGGCUCGGUACUAUAUUUGGUACAAUAAGUGAAAAUGGAGACUUUUUGAUUACAUGGGACGGCUAAUCGAAACAAAUACAAAUCAGAAAAUUCAAGGAAAUUUAUAAAUAAAGGACUACAUAAAAUUCCAAAAUUUGCACAAUUUUUUGA
Messenger RNA from Paramecium octaurelia, 1048 nucleotides. Lineage: Eukaryota; Ciliophora; Oligohymenophorea; Peniculida; Parameciidae. The record is from the annotation of a GenBank genome assembly.